Phaeodactylum tricornutum CCAP 1055/1 is the source of this 2280-nucleotide messenger RNA. RefSeq lists its product with no specific name. The record is from RefSeq and is a predicted model, not a curated record. NCBI's taxonomy places the organism in Eukaryota, Bacillariophyta, Bacillariophyceae, Surirellales, Neidiaceae. The transcript has 5 exons. Gene Ontology annotation, molecular function: peptidase activity. Gene Ontology annotation, biological process: proteolysis. The coding region runs from base 1 to 2208 and encodes 735 amino acids.
AUGAAAUUUUCGUUCCACAGCGAAGCUUUGUUCGCUCUCCUCGUCGUUACCACAAUAAAGAUAGACAAUGUGUCGGGGACUCUGGCGUCUCCAUUUCCUUUCGAAGAACUCAACGCAGAUGGCUCCCCGACGGGCGAAAUGUACGUCUUUGGCGGACCAGGUAAUAGCUGGCUCGAGGACAAGAACGGGUUCACUAUCUGUCCCGUAGUCACGCACCCCGAUAAAAUCCCCCAACAGCUCUCCAAUGAAGAUUCGGUCGGCAACGCUGAUCCGGAGACGACCUUUUACUACUGUGGAAAAGAUAAGAACGGCGACGUGGUGCCUAGAAUGGAUCUUCAAGUAGGAAGAGAAAGUCCUCAAGCCUCCGGCCUUAAGCCAAACGUCGGAAAAAACGAAAAUCAGAUCGAGGAGGAGUGUGGGGCUUUUUGCGAGGUGGACGACAGCGGACGCCGACUAGGAGAGUUCCGCGGCAGUCAUCGCAAGCUCCAGGGCACCCUGAAGAACCUGGUGGUUCUAAUGCGAUUUAGUGAUCACUCUUCUCGUAAUUUUCUCCCAACUGUCGCGGAAGUAGACGACCUUAUGAAUGCUGAAAGUCCUACUGCAUCAUGUCCUACUGGAAGCGUUAAACAGGUGUUCCUGGAGAACAGCAACGGCAGAUUGAUUCUUGAUUCCACCGUUUACCAAUGGGUGACCCUUGACCCCGUAUACACGGAGACAUACUGCGCCAACGAUAAGUCUGGUCUAGAUGUGCGAAUCCACGAGUGUAUUGCGAAUGCACUGGACAAAGUUGAAGCUGGCGGAUUGGACUUUCGUGACUUUGACCAGGACAACGACGGGCUUAUUGAUGCGAUCACUUUUCUACACUCGGGCUACGGAGCGGAAUGGAAUGGGGCCAGCAAUCGGAUCUGGUCUCACAAGUGGUCGCUGUUUACCAUCGAGGAUGGGGGCGAGGCCGGUUGGACAUCCAGCGUUGGCGUAAGUGUCUUCAACUACCAUAUUAAUCCAUCUCUAUGGGGAUCUACUGGUACAAGCAUUGGUCGUAUCGGAGUAAUAGCACACGAGACCGGUCACUUCUUAGGACUGCCUGAUCUAUAUGAUAUAGAUGGAGGGGGAAAGGGGCUGAACUCCUGGAGUCUUAUGGCAAAUAGCUGGGGAUUUGAUAGUUCGCAGCUAUAUCCACCCCUAUUAGAUCCGUGGUGCAAGAUCCAGCUAGGCUGGGUGACGCCUACAGUGCUGACGGAAACCUCCAGGAACAUUGAGAUCAAACCUUCGUAUACUGACGACGACUACUAUAUCAUUCAAAGAGGAUUCCCCGAGGAUGAGUUCCUCCUGAUUGAAUAUCGUCGCAGGGUAGGAUACGACAGCCUGAUUCCCGAGGAAGGGCUUCUGAUCUACCACAUUGAUGACACUGCUAGUUUCGAUCAAGAAGGGUUUCCUGGACAAACGGGUUGGCCUGAAAAUGGCAAUCACUAUCGUGUAGCUCUCUUGCAGGCCGAUGGCGAAUAUGACCUGGAACAGUUUCUAGAUUCCGAUGCUGGGGAUGUCUUUCGGGGUGGAAGGGAUGGUGCUUCUUCUCUCGGCCCUGGCCCUGAUAUCUACCCAAAUACCGACAGCUACCAGUCUGGAAGUGUAACCAAAACGGGCAUCCUGAUUGAAAACAUAAGUUUGGCAGGAGAUACUGUAACGUUCGAUUUCGUGUACGAGGAGGAAGGCGUCCCGUCCUUAAUGCCCUCCGGCGUCCCAUCCUUAAUGCCCUCCGGCGUCCCGACAGCUACUCCAAGAGAACCAACAGCUUCUCCAAGGGAACCAACAGCUACUCCAAGGGAACCAACAGCGACUCCUGGGGAACCAACACCUACUCCAAGGGAACCAACAGCUUCUCCAAGAGAUCCAACAGCUUCUCCAAGGGAGCCAUCAGCGACUCCUAGGGAACCAACAGCGACUCCUAGGGAACCAACAGCUCCUCCCUCAUCUGUACCGACUACUCAGCCAACAGGGGUGCCGUCUUUCAUGCCGACGGCGGACUUUUUUUCCUCGGUACCGAGCCAUCAGCCCACUCGGGUUCCCAUUACCCUUCCUACGAAUAUGAAUAAUAGAGACAGAGGCAACGGUAUGAAAAGGAAUCGAAUGAGCGCGAACGACUCGGUGCAUCAGCCGAAUCGAAAUCCGAAGUUGCAAGUCGGCUGUUCAAACAGUUACGGUUCGUAGAAUUGACUGUGAGUGAAAAACACAAAGAAAAGUAAAAAACUGUAAAAAAGUCUAAGAAGCAACAAGACAGCG